Messenger RNA from Cyprinodon variegatus (sheepshead minnow), 1910 nucleotides. It is a transcript of the gene diras1b, whose product is annotated as GTP-binding protein Di-Ras1-like. Gene Ontology annotation, molecular function: GTPase activity; GTP binding; GDP binding. Gene Ontology annotation, biological process: signal transduction. The transcript is spliced from 3 exons. The coding region runs from base 209 to 805 and encodes 198 amino acids. The record is from RefSeq and is a predicted model, not a curated record. Gene Ontology annotation, cellular component: plasma membrane. NCBI's taxonomy places the organism in Eukaryota, Metazoa, Chordata, Actinopteri, Cyprinodontiformes, Cyprinodontidae.
GAGACUGAGAUUGCUUGUGCGUGCUGUACCGUGUGUGUGAGUGGGAAUCGGAGGACAUGAGCUCUACAUGAGUCGUGUAAAAAUGCUUUAAGACGCUCUCAGCGUUUGUUUUCUGACCCCUUCGAACCGAGGACCAGCCUGAAACGGAGCCUGCGUCUAAAUAUCCAUCACGACCAGGUACAACACCGCCUAAGCCUGCAGAGGCAGAAUGCCGGAGCAGAGCAACGACUACCGUGUGGUGGUGUUCGGGGCAGGAGGAGUGGGGAAGAGUUCCCUGGUCCUGCGCUUUGUUAAGGGUACUUUCAGGGACACCUACAUCCCCACGGUGGAGGACACCUACCGGCAAGUGAUCAGCUGCGAUAAAAGUGUGUGCACUCUGCAGAUCACAGACACCACAGGUAGCCACCAGUUCCCAGCCAUGCAGCGCCUCUCCAUCUCCAAGGGCCAUGCCUUCAUCCUGGUCUACUCCAUCACAAGCAAACAGUCUCUGGAGGAGCUAAAACCCAUUUAUCAACAGAUCCUGGCCAUAAAAGGCAACGUGGAGGCCAUCCCCAUUAUGCUUGUGGGAAACAAGAGUGAUGAAACCCAUCGCGAGGUGGAAACCAAGGAUGGGGAGGACCAGGCCAACCGCUGGAAGUGCGCCUUCAUGGAGACAUCCGCCAAGACCAACCACAAUGUCACAGAGCUCUUCCAGGAGCUCCUCAAUCUGGACAAGAAGAGGAACAUGAGUCUCAACAUCGACGGCAAGCGCUCUGGGAAGCAGUCCCGUGCAGAGAGACUGAAGGGCAAAUGCAGCGUGAUGUAGAGCCAGAAGGAGGGGAAAGGGGAGGACAAGCGAGGAGAGGAGAAGGGAGGGAGGGAGGAUCUAGAUCAAGAUCAAGAGAGAUAAAGAAAAAGGACAAGAUGAAGAAACCACUCCAUGUGUAUCCAAUUAAAGCAAUGCUGCUGCAACGGCAAAGGGAAUCUUAAUAUACACAUCCUCUGUUUGUUUCAGUUGGGCGUUCAAAAAAACAGGAAGAAGCAGAUAUUCAGAAGUGUUUGACUGAGUGGGAGGAAGUGAGAUGUUGGCUUGAUAUCAAGGAAAUGUUGAGAAAACAAAUGAAAGUAGAAACACAGAAACAGCGGCGAUUUGCAACACCUAAGUGCAGCAAAAUCUCAGAAUGAUCACAGAAUGGCGCCUUAAUCAAGAGAGAACCAACGUCCCCGAAUAGCAGAAAUAAUUUAUUAUCUUACAAUAAAUCUCUUAAUCUAUGCUUCUCUGCUCAUAACUAAUCUCCUCGUCAGCCUCCCAAACUCCCAUCCUCUGCAUCUCCACUAUUCCAAAAACUUUAGGAAUAUUUUUAUUUGAUUUAAGAUCAGCCAUUUGGUGAAACCUAAUCAGUCCAUUAAACCUCUAAAUUUGUGUAUCACAUAUCUGAGGCUGCCAGCAUGAGCAGAACUCAGCAGAACAUACAACCCUGGCACUUCCCAGAAUCCCACUACUGGGCUCUGAUGUAUAUAACCAUGGGGAUGUGUAAAUAUCUUCCAUCUAGCAGCAACAUGUUCAGCCUCAACAAGUCGUCCAAUCACAGGAGAGGAGCUAAUCACGUCUGCAGCAUUAAAGAUUUCAUCUCAUUGGUUCUGGUCAGAGAUGGAAAAAAUAUGAUGUAUCAACUGGUCUUUUUAAAAACUCAUCAAAAAAAAAACUUCAAUAAUCAUCUUCUGCAAUGAGAAGGUUUCUAUCUGUACACUGACACACGCAACAAUCCUUUUAAAACUUUCAUAAAGUGUAGAAUAACCGAAGAGGAUGAAGGUGAACUCACAUAAACAGAGAGAAGAAUCAAGGCCGCCUUGUUUACCAGGAUGGUACCCUUGGAUAAUCAUUGCCAAGCUGGAAAGAGGGAUAAAAAAUGUUUCCCUGUCAAAAAAAA